Molecule: messenger RNA, 2803 nt
Organism: Rotaria sordida
Lineage: Eukaryota; Metazoa; Rotifera; Eurotatoria; Philodinida; Philodinidae
Source: the annotation of a GenBank genome assembly
CUAAAUACAAAGAAGAAUUCUUAUCUCUUGUAGAAGAACGAAAUGAACUGAUUGAACAACAAACAAUUUCUUUAAUAGAACAGUAAGACUUCGUAGUCGACUCACACUCAAUUUAUAAGUUAGACCAAAUGAGUAAAAGAACUCUUCAAAUAGUUCAGUUUCUGGAAUGUUUCUAAGUGUUAAAUCAUUUUUUUUUCAGUCGGAAAAAAGACAGAUUAUCAUUUUUCGAAUAACUUUUGAUAGGAACGAGAUAGAGAGCUGCAGUUUUCACCAUUCGAAAGAGCGAUGUCUGGACUAUCGAUCAGUUUAGAAGUCAUUAAGAGGAAAGAUGCUGGUUUUUUAGGUACCUUUGGAUCAACACUUUUUUCUUUGAGUAUUUUCACAAUAAUCUCAAUUGAAACUAUGUCAAAAUGUAGUUCAAAUCACCUUUUUUCGCUAUAAAAUUAAUGUUUGUUUUUCUUGAAUGCUCUCAGAAUAAGAGAUAAUGAAAUAUGUGGCAACUUUACAGCGAAAAAAGGGUGAUAUGAGUUACAUCUUGACAUAAUUUGAGUUGAGAUUAUUGUGAAAAUACUCAAAGGAAAAAGUGUUGAUCCAAAAGUACCUAAAAAACCAACAUCUUUCGUCUUAAUGAGGUCUAUACUGAUCGAUGGCUCAGACAUCACUCUUUUGAAUGGUGAAAAUUGCAGCUCUCUAUCUCGUUCCUAUCAAAAGUUAUUCGAAAAAUGGUAACCUACCAUUUAUUUUGAAUCGGAUAACAGAUUUCAAUGAGCUAUAAAUAUUCUGAAAAAAAGAAUUCGGGCUAAUAGCUUAUUACUGGCGAGAUACCGUAUUUUUUCGGUAGUCUUUCUCUCAGGAUAACUAAGUUUCGAAUUUUGAUUUUAAACUCUCCACAGCGAUAGGCUUUAACGAAAAUAACUUAUUGUGGAGAUUUUCGAUUAGGAGUACGAAGUUAUUGUUAUCAGACAGUUACAUUACCAGGUAACGAAAUAUUCGUUGAUUUGAUCUUUCCACUAAAGAAAGGCUAUUUCUGCAAAGUAACGAUUUUUUUUUUAUAAAGUUUGAUCAAAGGUCUUCAGGGUAGCAGCAAAUUAAUCGAGAAAAUCAAGUACACAAUUUCGAGAAAUCGAUCACAGAUUCGGAUUUCCCGAUUCCAAAAGCCUUCGAUCCAUAGAUGCCCAUCGUGGUUGAGAAUCUACCGCUGACGCGAUAGCAUUAUAAAGACCUCUCCUGCACCGCGAUGGCUUUUGAAAAAAUCUGCUUCGAUCAAACUUUAUAAAACAAUCGUUGUUUUCUCAAACUUACCUUUCUUUAGUAAAACAAAUCAAAUCAGUAAAUUUUCUGUUACCAACUACUUGGUAAUGUUACGGUAAUUUCGUUCUCCUAUUUUCGAUUGUGCCUGUUCUGACAUAAAAAUUUUACUAUAGUCGUAUCUUAGGAUAGGACAAUGAAAGGAUUUGAAACUUUUACAAUACAUAGUUCAUUUCAACCUAUAUGUUGCACAUAGCCUCAAUUCAAAAGCGAUUUAAUACUUAGAAAUGUUUGCUCGUGAGCUGUUCAAAAAACUUUCUUCCGUUUUGGAAACAAUAUUUUAUUAACAGAACAAAAGCAUUUCUUAUAUCAGAACAAGAACUAAUUUUAUCGACCUCGAAUGAAACUUUAAUCAUAAUGAUUGAUUUCUAUUUCUUUUAAAAUAAUAAAUUUUAGUCAACGUGAAAUUGAACAAUUGAAAAAAGACAAUGAUCAAAUACGUGAAAAAUCAACUGAGUAUAAACAUAUAGAAAUUCAAACAGAUGAAGAUAUUAAAGCUUUGUAUGAAAUAAUUAAACAACAAUCUGAAGAACUUAGUAUAUUAAAUGAAAAAAAUUCGAAUCUUGUAUCUCAACAUGAACUCAAUCGAGAGAAAAAAAUAGAUAAUGAAACUCAAACAGACGAUCGUCAACGUGAAAAAUUACUUCAAAUGAAUAAUAAAUUAAAACGAGCAUUACAAAUAAUAAAAGAUAAAAUUCAUCGAAUUGUAAAUGAAAAACCAGAUCUAUUCAAUGGCAUUGGUGAAGAAACAAAUGAACGUCUUGAUCAUUUGAUUUCUAUCGUAGAAAAUCAAACAACACAAAUUGAUCUCAUACAAACUGAACAUCAACAACAAAUCAAAGAACUUCAAAAUUCGUUACUUACAUGUCAAUUUGAGCUUGAUAAUGAACGUCAACAACAUGUUUUAGCUGCUUCAUCUACUGAAGAUAUCAGUCCAUCGAUCAUUGAAGAUUAUCAAAUAAAAAUUGAACAACUUGAAAAAACUCUUAUUGAAAAAGAAAAUGAACAAAUAUUACUUCAUGAACGUCUUAAUGAAAUCGAACUUGAACUAAGAAAAAUAUUAGAUGAUCAAAAUUCGACAUUGAUGAAAUAUGAAUUACUUGUACAAGAACGAGAUCUACUUAUUGAACAACAAACACUUCAUUCAACUGAAAGUCAACGUGAAAUUGAACAAUUAAAAAAGGAAUUACUCGAACUCAAACAAUCACCUGAUUAUCAACAUAUUGAAACUCAAACAGAUGAUCGUCAACAUGAAAAAUUACUUCAAAUUAAUAAUAAAUUAAAACGUAUAAUACAAACAUUUAAAGAAAAAAUUCAUCGUCUUGUUAUUGAAAAACCAAAUCUAUUUGAUGGAAUUAGUGAAGAAACAAAUGAACGUCUUGAUCAUUUAAUUUCAAUUGUAGAAAAUCAAACAAUACAAAUUAAUCUCAUACAAAAUCAACGUGAUGAAUUAGAAAAACAACUUCGAAAUGAAAUCAAAGAACUUGAAAGGUGA